AUGCCCCCAAAAAGAGGUGGCCGCAAAGCUCGCCCCUCGCAACCUCCGCCGCCACCGCCGCCGUCCCCCCUCCCCCUCCUCCCGGGCGAUCUCUCCAAGCAGCUUCAAGAGUCGGUAUCACAAUGGGACGACAGCGGCACGGAAACCCUGCAUACGAUAAUAUCAUCUCUACUAGAGGCUAUUGUAGACACGCCAUCAGCACUGUCGGCUGUCCCCUUGUUGCACACCUUCGUCUUUCUCCUCAAGUCGGAAGUCGACGAGAAAGAAUUGACUGGGGUAUUUGAAGGUGUUCUGGACGAAUUGGACGACGCAAAAAAGGAGAACUUCUGUGAAUCUUUGGUGGAUGCCAUUGAGGUUUUAGAAGAUGAGAGGGAAACUCUGUCUGAAGGUCAGACCAAGCAAGAAGGCGAAGAUGAGUCUAGAAAUAUCAAUGUUUUGAAAUAUCUUCUCGAAUCAAACUCUCUCCCAGCCCAUAUCCCCAAUCUUCUAUUGACCCCCGAUCGCCUAUUGUCCCUGAACCUGCACCCCAUGCCCCGGAAUCCAAAAGCCCUGCAAAGCGGCCUAGUCAAGAAGAAUACCUCAUUCUUCUUCAAACAACGAAAAUUCAAUCUUCUGAGAGAAUGCUCUGAAGGAUUCUCGGGACUCAUUGUCGUCCUUACCUCCCCCGACACGCUCUCGAACCCUGCCGAUGAAAGUGAUAUCGACAGACAUGAGCGCGCCGAGCGAGUCUGGGGCAAGAUCAUGAGGCUGAUAGGCUACUUUAAUCUCUCGCCGCCUCGAGUGCUUGAUAUCAUACUCGAAGUGGCCAGCUGUCAUGUGGCCUACCACUGGCGAUUCUUCCUCGAGCUGCUUCGAUGCUCCCCCUGGGGAAGCGCUGCGGUCGAAAAUGCAAAGGGCAAAGGCAAGGAGAGAGAACCGUCCCUUGGCUGGAAGGAAGAAGAGGUCAAGGGGAUCGAAAACGUCAUGUCUGAAGACGGUGAUCGCGUCCUGAGCCAAGUUCUUGGUUUCAAAUUCGGCUACUUUAGAAGGAACGAUGCCGGCGAUACUCCAUCUGGCGUCGUAUUCGUCGCUGCCCUACUGGUCAAGCACGGGUUCGUCACUCUUGCCGACUUGUUGCCAUUCCUUGCGCCGGACGACUCGGAAAUGGAAACAGCCCGCCAGACAUGGGCUUCAUCGCUGGCCUCCAGGUCUGGGCCUUCAAACGCGCUGACCAGCACUAUCCUCGAUGACGACGAGCCCCCAAGCAACGGCGGAUCGUCCAAAAUGGACGGCGGCAAGAAAGCCAACUCCAAACCUCCUCCUGAGCAAAGGAUGCAGUUCUGCCAUGCCCUGCUUGCCAUUGGCGACAAAGCUUCAGCCGAAUAUCUGUUGGCAAGGUGGCCCUGGAUUGCUCAGAAGCAUACUGGAGUGGCCGAUUUGAUCAUGAAGAUUGUUGAUGAAGCUGUCGACCCUAUCUAUCAGCAGAUAUGUGGCAAGAAGGAUGAUCUCGAUUAUAAUGCUGUUGCGCCUGAUGCUCUGGAGCAAACGCAACUAAAGAAAACGAAUCUCCUCACUCUAUUCUUCCCCGUUCCUCCAGAAACCGCCACAAAGAGAUUCGAAUUCUUCUAUCCUGACUGGAGCGAAUCGCUGGAAUCAUGGACCAACGAGCAGGAGAUACACGAAAAGGGUUUGCGAUGGAUGGGACUCAUACGAGGCUUGGGCGGAAGAAACGCUCGGCUCAUGGUCAAGCUUUGUCGUAUCGGUGUCGCCAACUUUGAACGACUGAGACAAAACAAGCAAACCGCAAUCGAUUCGUUGGAAGUUGAGCCCCCGGCUCACGAGUUGAUCGAUUUGCUCGCCCCCACCACCGAUGAGCUCAAGCCAUGGCUCGACAUCAUUCGCAUCUUGUUACUCCCUGCUCUCUCUUGCUCGUCUGCUUCAGCGGCUUUCGACGUCGAGCUUUGGGACCUUCUCAAAUUAUUCCCAUACACUGUGAGGUAUUCGCUCUAUGGUGAAUGGCGAGAUAGCACCUGCAGCGCGAAUGGACGCAAUCCUUGUCUGGCCGCUACCAACGCAGCAGCACAGACUACGAAGGAGGUCCAAAAAGCCCUACGACGCGUCACUUCCACCACUUCCACUGGUCCAUCUGCUGCUUCGCAAUCCGAAAGGCAUAGUGCACGUGCGUUGGCCAAACAGAGUCACGGCAACCCCGUCUUUGUUUGGACCACGGCAGUCACGCAAGUGAAAGCUUAUCCCAAUAUCGGAGAGGCUAUCGUAGACGCGGGAAGGUACAUGGCUCAGCUGUCCUUUGACGUGGCAACGUUUGUCAUGCUGGAUACUCUCUCAGAUGACAGGGCGAUGCGAUUGAACGAAAUGGGUACCGGCGUUGCUCUUUGGCUAGAGCGUCUGUCCAAGUUUGUUGGUGACUUUAACCGACGAUACGCCAAUAUGGACCUUUACCCCGUCCUUCAAUAUAUCAUCAACCGUCUUAUGCGCGGUCAUUCUGGCGACCUCAUUAUUCUUGAGAAGCUCAUGUCCUCCAUGUCCGGCCUCGAGCCCGUGCCCAAUGAUGGCGUCUCUGAAGCCCAACUUCAAGCCUAUGGUGGCGGCCGUGAACUCAUCCGCGAGGCAUUUGCCGCUACACGCAUCAAUAGGGCAGGACCCGUAGAAAAGGUCAAGAAUGUGAAAAAGAGUCUGCCAAGGCUGGUAAAUGCUUUGAGAAAUCAAGGUCUGGCCAUGCCUAUCUGGAUCGCUUUGGCGCAGACAAGACAGGCGGUGGUUGACAAGCUGGCGGAUACGCCCAUGAAGGCCAUGAACCUCGUACAAGAUACUUGCCAUAACGCCUUCAUUCAAUUUGGAGAUUUCCUGGUGGACAACUUGACAUCUAACGAACACGUCAAUCUCACUCCGGACCUUCAGCAGCUCUACGAAGACUUCGGUCUCGAGUAUGGUAUGGCGUUCCAGAUUCUCCGCCCCCGUCUCAAUGCCGGAAUUGAGAAGAGCCGGCAAGAGGAAAAGGCUGCAGUACAGGCAAGAUUGGAUGCUGCCAGAAAAGCGAUGAACGGGAAAGAGGCUGAACAAUCUGCCACCGCCUCAACUAGUGGUGCUACCUCGCCUUCCAAGGCAGAAGACAGCCCUUUGGCACCAGGUUCUCCCGUGCCGUCCACCCCGCCCAUGGUUAGCACUCCUGCUCCGGAAGGGGAUGAUGUUGUCAUGGAAGAUGGCGAAAAUAGUGUAUCUGCUGGCACCGUGCCUGUGCCCAAGGCGGGUAGUAAGGCAAAGGCAUGGUGGCCAUCAGCUCUGACGUCAACAAUGCACCAGACGAGACAGCUUUUACCCAAGGAUGCCAACGAUGUCAUGAGCGCCCCAUUCUUUGUCAUAUUCUGGCAUUUGACCACUUCAGACAUCUCCUACUCGAGCAAGUCCUAUGACACAGCCAUCAAAGCGAUCCAACGUCAUAUCUCCACCGUCUCCUCUUGGCGUAUCAACACGAAUAUUCCUGGCGCAAAGACCAAGGUCCAUGAACAACAAGACGAGCUUGCCCGUCUUCGCUCCCGCGUGGAGAUACUGAAGAAGGAAUCUGUCACUCACGGGAACUUCGUCAAUCAGACGAUGAAAAGACGUCUCAAAUUAGAGAGUGGCAAGUGGUUUGGGAAAUCUAUUGUGGACAAGAGCUUGCAAAGGAUCUUGGCGCUGCAAUUGCACCAGUACUGCUUCUACCCGAGAGCUAUCCUUUCGCCAUGCGAUGCUGUGUUUGUUGCCAAGUUUGUCAGGCUAGCUCACGACCUUGGCACGCCCGGUUUCUCUACCCUCUUCGUCUACAACAACAUCUUCAACGACAACCUUGCUGCGUGCAUAUUUUCUUGCACUGACAGCGAAGCUCGUAACCUUGGUAGAUGUCUUGCUCUCAUCCUCGAGGAUUUAGACAAGUGGCACCAGAGCGAAGAAGUCUACGUCAAAGAAGCUCUCGGUAUCACUCAAUCCGCUUCGGGUGAGGAAGAUGAAUCAAAGAGGCUUCCUGGCAUGCUCUUCAGAAGCAAAUCUGGGGAGGAGAUGAAGCAGAUGACUUGGCAGGAGUUUAGAAACUUAUAUGCCAAAUUCCACAAUGCCCUGACUAGAACAUUGAUUUCUUGCUGGAGCGAGGCCGAGUUCAUGCACAACAAGAAUGCCAUCAUUGUGGCCCUUCAGGUCAUCAAAUUCUUUCCUCUCAUGGAAAGUAAUGGUAAGCUUGUCGAAGCUGCCGUCAAGAAGCUGCAGGCGGGCGAGGUUGGUGAAAUUCCGAGCGACUUGAAGAUGAUGUGCACAUCCUUCCUGUCGGGUCUCUCGAAGCGUCAAACCAUUAGGCCGUUCGUACCGCCCUCUGUCUUUCACCGUUCUGCGCCUGUCGCUCAACCUCUGGCUGCACGCUUGUCCAAAUCUUCUCUUCAAGCUCCCUCCACUCCUUCCCGCUCCUUGCUCGCCAAUGAAAACGGCAGGACUGCUUCUUCAGCUCCUGGAACGCCUGUCCCGCCUGCCCCUUCUGUCCCGUCUGGGCCGGCUUCGUCUGCCACGCCUGUGGUCGAUCAAGCAGCUUUGCGUCAGAAAGUAGAAGAGAGUCGCAGGCAUACAGAAGAGCUUCGGGCACGGGCCGCCUUGGAAGAGAGAACGAUUGCGUCCAGCUCGCCUGCCAAUCACCCAAUCCCCAACCGCCCCAACUUGCAAAACCGUAUGGGCAGUGAUGCUCACAAUGCCUCUCUGAAUGCUCCCACCGGCCCUGCCGCCCGAACGCCCUUGUCUCGUCCUUUGUCUAGGGCCAACACACCUUCCAGUACAAUGGGUCCCCCAGAUAGCCAGUCGGAAGAAGCUAUUCGAGCUCAGCGUGCCAAAAGAUUCCAACGGCCCCCGCCGCCUCCGCCGUCUCAAACUGCGUCCGCUACCGCUUCACCUGUUCCUGCUGGAACUGAUAUGAAGUCGGCUACCGACCUGACUUUGGGAAAGGGGGUCGAGGACGAGGACAAUACUCCCGGCACCCCAUCGCCCCCUGCCGAUGGCUCCGCUACUCGUGGCGGAACCCCUACACACCCUUCUCGAGCUUCUCCAAGUGCUACUUCUCGCAAUCGAAGAGAUGGGAGCGUAGAGUCUCGUGCGAGCGAGCGAUCCCGCCGAAGCGGCAAGAGGGAUUCUCAACGAGAAAAGUACCGGGAUGCCAGCCGUGACAAGGAGCGAGACAGGAAUGCGCAUCGCGAGGAUGGCCAAGAUAAAAGUAGAGAGGCAAUCGAAUCGCAGCGAAGGCGCCAUGAGGAAGACCUUCGUAGGGCUCGAAGUGAUGACCCAAGGUCUGGCGACUGGGACGAAUCUUCUCGAAGACACAGCAGGCGAGACGACGAGAAGCGAAAGGACGGUCGGGACAAGACCGAAAGAAGGAGAGAAAGCCGCAGAGACUCCAAAUACAGGGAGGACGAGAGUGGGAAGCGCAAGCGGGAGGACGAGUACCUAGCGUCUUCGAGGAAACCCGAUCACGAAACCUCUAGCUCCAGUGGGAGGCGAGGUCGGGACAAGUACGACGAUAGAGAUUCUCGUCGAGAUUACUCGGGCCGUGAGGGGGAUCGCGACUCGCGCGACAGGCGAAUCUCUCGGAGAGACGACAAGCACGACUCACAUCGUAGCAGUAGGAAUAGAGGAGAUAGGCAGGAUGCGUCGGAUGGUCGACACCGAGAUGGCCGAGGGCACAGUCCGGCCAACGAAGCUGAGCCAGCUUCGCAACCUCGUCGCGCAUCUUCACCAAAACCAAGCGGAGCUCCAAGCGACGGUGGCCCUGCUGAGAGAGGUCCCCAUAGCCUCCCUGCCAGACCCACUACUACCAGUGCGGAAGGCGGGGCGCUGCAUAGUCCUGCCUCCCAAGGAGUCCCUAGUCUCUCAGCACGCUUGGGUGGCAUGCGAUCACCCCCUCCGCACAUGAAAAACAAUUCGGUUCCUCCUGCCUCACAAGGGAAGACGAGCGACUCUGGCCCUGCUCAAUUCAGGGGUAAUAAUAAUCUAGGCAAUGGAAAUCGGGCAAACCAUGGAGGCGGAGGCUGGGGAACGUCAGACAAUGGUUGGGGCACACGUGGGACGAAGAAGGACGAGCCGCGAAAUGAGGAACGUCGUGAAAUAGGCGGUCAGCAACAACACGGUCGAGAAUCCAGAGUUGAGGAGCCAAGGGAAGAGACGAGGAAAGAACAAGUGACACAGGAAGAGUCUAAGAAGGAGGGAUCUGGCGCCGAUAGGAAAAGAGCUCUUGAGAGUAAGUCAAUCUCCGUUACUUCAAGAUACUCUGGAUGGUCGCUUAACAAUCCCGUAGGAGGCGCCCGCGAAGAUUCUCCUGGUGCUGCAAAGCGACCCAAGAUUGACCGCAAUAAGAAUCGGCCUGCUCGGAAUGACGGAAACGCCGCUUCCAGGAUGUUGGCGUCAGGAGGAGUGAUGAAGAAAUAA
Messenger RNA from Cryptococcus wingfieldii CBS 7118, 6429 nucleotides. Its product is annotated as THO complex subunit 2. Gene Ontology annotation, cellular component: THO complex part of transcription export complex. Gene Ontology annotation, biological process: mRNA processing; mRNA export from nucleus. Lineage: Eukaryota; Fungi; Basidiomycota; Tremellomycetes; Tremellales; Cryptococcaceae. The record is from RefSeq and is a predicted model, not a curated record. Bases 1 to 6429 code for a protein of 2142 amino acids. The transcript has 11 exons. Gene Ontology annotation, molecular function: mRNA binding.